GGCGCGUGUGUUGUCAUGUGACGUCAUCCUGCCAAAGGACAGGCGUUGCUCUCCGCACAAGACAAGAGGGCUGAACCGGGUCCGGCCCUGCUGGCCCAUUUCAGGAAGACUCCAAUACAGGCCGAUAUGAGACAGUGAGAGCGCAACAGAACCAGAAUCAUCUGCGAUCACCAUGACGACGCAGCCUUAGUGCUCAGCAUCAGCAUCAUCCGCAUCAUCCGCGGCUCAGGUGCGCCGUCCAUCCUUCAGGCAGGCAGGCAGGCAGGAUGGAGUUCAAAGAGCUGGUGGACACCGCCGAGAAAUGGUGCUCCGGGAACCCGUUCGACCUGAUCUUCGCCGAGGAUGUGGACGAGAGGCGACUGGACUUCUACGCCGAGCCCGGGAUCUCGUUCUACGUGCUCUGCCCGGACAAUCUCACCGGAGGAACCGACAAUUUUCAUGUGUGGAGUGAGAGCGAGGACUGUCUACCGUUCCUGCAGCUCGCGCAGGACUACAUCUCCUCCUGCGGGAAGAAAACACUGCUGGAGGUACUGGACAAAGUCUUCAGAUCCUUCAGGCCUCUCCUGGGUCUUCCAGACAUUGACGAUGAAACAUUCGAUCAAUAUCACGCAGACGUGGAGGAGGAACCAGAGCCAGACCACCAGCAGAUGGGUGUGAGCCAGCAAUAAUGCCCAGCAGAGAGGCUCCGCGCUGGGCCACAGUCUCUACAUCGAGCCCUGCUCUCCUAACCUAACUCACCUGGCUCUUCUUCUUACAUACACAAACACACACCGCACCAUUACAUCAUUUAAAAUCUGGACAGCUUUUCCUGCACCCUGAUUUUAACUCAAAUGAUCAUUAUUUUGGUUUAUAUGAUUUCUCAUUAACUUCUCAUCACAUUCAAGCAGAGACAAAACAAAUAUCUCAUUAUAAUUGUUUUUUUAUAUAGCCUGUCAUGUGACUGGAGGUAGUAAAUAAGAAACUUAUGUUCAGAAUGGUAUACUAGUGUACUGUACAUUGCUGCACUGUCGUCACAUGAGCUCAUUACUUUGCAUGUUUAAUUCAGUGUCAUGCAGUUGUCGAAAAUUAGGAUGUUUUGCAUUUCGCAUCC
Sinocyclocheilus grahami is the source of this 1090-nucleotide messenger RNA. RefSeq names its product maturin, neural progenitor differentiation regulator homolog (Xenopus) (gene mturn). Bases 267 to 668 code for a protein of 133 amino acids. Gene Ontology annotation, biological process: regulation of signaling; positive regulation of megakaryocyte differentiation. The record is from RefSeq and is a predicted model, not a curated record. The transcript is spliced from 3 exons. NCBI's taxonomy places the organism in Eukaryota, Metazoa, Chordata, Actinopteri, Cypriniformes, Cyprinidae. Gene Ontology annotation, cellular component: cytoplasm.